GUCACCAGCCUCAGUUCCUAAUGGAUCGAUCCGGUGGAGCCAAUGCUUACUGUAGGACACGAUUUUGCGGCUUGCAAAAUGAAUCUCACGAGCACAUUCUAAGAUUCUUGGAGUCAAAUUCAAGAGCAUUCGCUCAAUAAGGGAAAAUUUACGUAUGAAGACUGCAGAUUCUCGGUUCCCUGAAUUUGGCCAAUAAGUUAAACUUCCUUCACCCCAAUUCAGCCAUCAAAAUAUUUCCAACUGCCGGUCCCCCCAGCCAUUUUGUGUCACUUGAGUCUUCGCAAGAUCCUCAAUGCAUAGACAACAUGCCAUAUAACAUUUGCAUGGUAUCGGAUUUCUUUUAUCCCAAUGUCGGCGGAGUGGAAUCCCAUUUAUACCAACUGUCCCAACGAUUGAGUCAACGCGGCCACAAGGUCAUCAUCGUCACCCAUUCCUAUGGUCAACGGACAGGUGUCAGGUACCUCACCAACGGACUCAAAGUGUACUAUGUCCCUACCAUGAUCAUCUAUUCUUCAGCGACGUUUCCGAAUUUAUAUGGAUUCUUUCCUAUAUUCCGAAACAUUGUCAUUAGAGAGAAUAUUGAUAUAGUUCAUGGCCACGGCGCGUUCUCAUCGUUGUGUCACGAAGCGAUUCUGCACGGUCGAACCAUGGGCUUGAAAGCUUGUUUCACCGAUCAUUCCUUGUUCGGCUUUGCCGACGCCAGUAGUAUUUUGACCAAUAAGUUACUCAAGUUUACGCUGAGUGACAUUGACCAUGUCAUUUGCGUAUCCCAUACAAGCAAAGAGAAUACAGUGUUACGUGCAGCACUCAGUCCUCGACAUGUAUCCGUUAUACCCAAUGCAGUGGUAGCAUCUCAAUUUUUACCAGAUCCCACAGCAGCUGACCCUAAUUUUAUCACCAUCGUCGUCAUCAGUCGACUUGUUUAUCGUAAAGGCAUGGAUUUGUUGGUGGCAAUUAUUCCACGCAUUUGUGCAAUGCACCCAAAAGUGAAGUUUAUAAUAGGUGGCGACGGACCGAAAAGAAUCGAUCUCGAACAGAUGCGAGAGAAGCACCUUUUACAUGAUCGAGUUGAACUUAUUGGAUCUGUGCCGCACCAUGACGUGCGAAAUGUUUUAAUUCAGGGCCAUAUAUUCUUGAACACAAGUUUGACAGAGGCUUUCUGCAUAGCCAUCGUGGAGGCUGCUUGUGCUGGGCAAGGACUUUAUUCUUUUUUUUCUCGCUUAUCCGGUCCGAAUACAGUAAUUAAUUUCUUACCUUACAGACUGUUAGUCGUGAGCACAAAAGUGGGCGGAGUUCCAGAAGUGCUUCCACGACAUAUGAUCAACUACGCGAAACCUGAAGAAGAUGAUCUUGUCAUUGCCGUAUCCAAAGCCAUACACAUGAUCCGAUAUGAAGUGGUCAAGCCAGCCACGUUUAACGAUGAGCUCAAAGACAAGUACAGUUGGAAAAACGUUGCAGAGAGAACGGAAAAGGUAUACGAUCUCAUCUCCAUGACACAAAACUCGCCACUUAUCGAAAGGCUGAGACGAUAUUAUGGCUGUGGGCUUUAUGCUGGCAAGAUCUUCUGCAUGGUGAUAGCUCUGGAUUAUUUAUUUUGGAUAUUCUUAGAAAUUGUAUUUCCUCGAGAUACCAUUGAGCGGGCUCAGCGUUUCCCAUACAAGAAAUAUCAAACUUUCGAAUAUUCAAAACGUUGCGAGCUUUCAACCACGACUGACUCGAAAAAAGACAUAUGAAAUAAAAAAAUAAAAAUAAAAAUUAUAUAUCUCAUUACACAAAUGCAAGUCAGUUCGUACCAAAGAUGGAUUUUUCUGCCUCACCCCCUUCCAAAAAAGAGAGAGCGAAAAUCAGGGUGUUU
This is a messenger RNA of Umbelopsis ramanniana AG, 1855 nucleotides long. RefSeq lists its product as uncharacterized. Gene Ontology annotation, biological process: GPI anchor biosynthetic process. Gene Ontology annotation, molecular function: phosphatidylinositol N-acetylglucosaminyltransferase activity. The transcript is spliced from 8 exons. The record is from RefSeq and is a predicted model, not a curated record. Gene Ontology annotation, cellular component: glycosylphosphatidylinositol-N-acetylglucosaminyltransferase (GPI-GnT) complex. NCBI's taxonomy places the organism in Eukaryota, Fungi, Mucoromycota, Umbelopsidomycetes, Umbelopsidales, Umbelopsidaceae. The coding region runs from base 306 to 1733 and encodes 475 amino acids.